Molecule: messenger RNA, 1371 nt
Organism: Phytomonas sp. EM1
Lineage: Eukaryota; Euglenozoa; Kinetoplastea; Trypanosomatida; Trypanosomatidae
Source: the annotation of a GenBank genome assembly
AUGGAUCAUUGGUUAUGGAGUGCUGAGGAUUUUUCUUUGGAUUCCUCUAAAGACGAAGUCUUUGUGACUUCAGUUGAUGGUAUCGGCCUGUACGAUGGAUCGAAAAAAACAGAUUGGCCCGAAGGCAAGGUUUUACUUUCUUCUCAUCGUCUUUUGUUUCAGCCCAAGCAUGGGGUGGGAAAGAGGGACGGCAAGAUUCCAUUCCUCGAGCUGGAUCUAGAAUCGGUUCGGAAGUCAGGGGUGUUGCCCACUAUGCGUAAAGGCUUGGUUUUCGCUAGCGACAAAGUUGUGCUACAUCUGCCGGAGGGCAAGUUUGUGCAACUUGCCUUCCGUAGCGGUGGUAUGAGUAAUUUUUUCACACAACUCAUUAGCGUUCUCGAUAAGGAGUUAUGGCGAAAUCCUCAACAGCGCUCAAAUCUAUCUAAAAGUGUCGUCACACAUCAACCAGUGGUACCCCAUGUCACAGCAGAUAGACCUGUGAAGAAUUCACAUUGUAUGAGUCGGCUACCCCCAGCCAAACACAUAGGAAUUGCAGGGGUGAUGCAAGUCACAUCUGGGGGCGCUACGCUGCAAGAAACCUUUAACGAUAUUGACGAUGUAAUGGCCAAGGCCUCUUCACUUGUUCAUAGUAUCAAGAGACUAAAGGAGCGUUCUGCCAUUGACAGUGGUAGUCGUCAAGGGGGACAAAAUGAGGAGGACAUGAUGGCUAUUGAAAGUAUUGAGUCCACACUUGGUUUGGGUACUAUGGUCCAGGUGGGCGACAAACAACGGAAGAAUCAUAGCAAUCAGCAACGACACUUCCAUAAAGAGCUUGCUGGGGAACUGCACGCGUGGUUGGUGCACCCUAAAAACGAACGCCUGUUUGGUGGGAUGCCACUUUUACCCUUAAUUGAACUCUUUUCUAUGUACAACAGAGCACGCAGUGGUGACUUAGUCUCACCAGAGGACGUCCUCAUGGCAUGCAGAGAAAUUAAUAAAUGGGAGUCGGGGGCGUUGUAUCGCUUAGAAACCCUUCCAUCAGGAUGCGUAGCCCUCAUACACAACAACCCAUUCAUUGCUAUGGCAAAGCUACCUAAGAUUAUCGGACCAAUGCUGAUAGCCACGCAUAAAACUAAUCUAAAAGCUCCAGACGAUGCUAUCACAGAGGAUACUAAGGCACAACUAACAAGAAAAAUAGAAACAACUAAGACAUUUCCUCGCUCUAGCGUGGAGCUCAAAUCAAUCAAUGACAUUCAGCUGGCGAGUUUGCUGCACAUUUCCGAAGCGGUAGCGCAUGACAUAUUGUAUAAACUUACCAUGCAAGGCUAUUUGUGCCUCUGUGAUCAUGGCUUUGGGUGCUCAAUAUACUAUUGGAAUAUCUUCGUUUUUUAA